GAGAGAGAGAGACGGCUGCAGCGUGGCCACCAACAGGACGGGAUUAAAAAUAAAUAUAUAAAUAAAAAAAAAUACCCACAACGACCAACAUCACCUGCGGAGAGAAACACCGCUGCUUACGCUGGAUAUCCCCGGUGGCUUUGGACACACACACUCAUACACACACACAUACAUACACUCCACGAUCCCGCGUGAUAUACGAGAAGUGGAAGGAAAUCCUGGAGUGUCUCUCUCCUGCUAUAUUGUCACAGGAGGAAGGAGGGGGGCCCCCAGAUCUGUCCCUCUGUGGAGGACGGGACCUUUGAAGCUGGAAGCAACAACAAUGGACUGCGCUUCCACUGGGAACUCACACUUGGAGCCUCGCCGUACACACUCAGGGGAUUGUAGCGCUUCUAACCCAGCCGACAUUUGUGUGUGUGCUUGUUAAACAGUGUUUACCGUGUCGGGGUGUUUGGUGGGAGCCCGCGAUGCCCGCGAGGAACAGGUACAACCUGGUGGACGAUGUGGCGGACUCGAGGGUGCCGCUUCACAAUGAGGAGGCUUACCAGCAUGGGAUUUCUUUCCAAGCCAAGUAUGUGGGAAGUCUGGACGUGCCCAGGCCCAACAGCCGGAUGGAGAUCGUGGCAGCCAUGAGGAGGAUCCGGUUUGAAUUCAAGGCCAAGAACAUCAAGAAGAAGAAGGUCAGCAUUGUUGUGUCGGUGGACGGGGUCAAGGUGAUACUGAGGAAGAAACAGAAGAGAAAAGAAUGGACGUGGGAUGAGAGCAAGAUGCUGAUCAUGCAUGAUCCCAUUUACAGGAUUUUCUACGUGUCUCAUGACUCCCAGGACUUAAAGAUUUUCAGCUACAUCGCAAGAGAUGGGACCAAUAAUUCCUUCAGGUGUAAUGUCUUCAAAUCCAAGAAGAAGACACAGGCCAUGCGUAUUGUACGGACAGUAGGUCAAGCCUUUGAGGUGUGCCAUAAGCUCAGUCUGCAGCAUGCAGAGCAGGAUGCAGACGGACAGGCUGAUGGAGAGAGUGACAACUCCACAGAGGAGCCCAGCAGUCAUGCCCGUAAACUGACAGGAGCAGAGCGAGGGGAGGAGGACAGCAAACAAGGAGGAAGACGAGGAGGAGAAGAGCCGUCAGCCGGCACCUCACUGUGUGAAAAGGCAGUCAGUGAAAUUCUCCAGAGCCUGGCUGAGCUGAACGUGGUCAAACCUGGACAGACCAUCAUAGACUUUGAUCGAAGGUCCCUCUUCACUGUGAUAUCCCAAGGCAUUACUCCCAGCAGCCCUUGCUCUCCGUCUCUCACUCCGCUGGCAUCACAGCACUACCUGCAGCUUCUUCAGCAGCAGCUACAGCAGCAACAGCAGCACACACAGGUGGCCGUUGCACAGGUGCAGCUGCUGAAAGAUCAGAUGGCAGCAGAGACGGCUGCUCGUAUGGAGGCUCAGGCCCGUGUCCACCAGCUGCUGCUGCAGAACAGGGACUUACUGCAGCACCUGGCCCUGCUCGUGCAGCAGCUGAAAGAGCUGGAGGACCGCUCCCCAAAAACAUCACAAGCAGGGCAGCCACAACAGGAACCUCAAGCUAAUGGACACAAUGGCCAACAGUCUCCAUGCAGCUCAGUUUCUACAUCAGCAAAGGCUCUGUCUCUGAAUCUGAAGAAUCACUACAGCCAGACCCUGGACCAGCUCAUCACCUCCACGCCCGCAUGGCCGCUCCAAACCGCACCCCUCUCCCCGAGCCAGGUGGACUGUGCCGAGUCCUACCUGAACCUGCUCAACCUGGAAAACAGCAGCAAACCGGCUGCCUCAGUCAACGGAGACCUGGACCCCUUCAUCAGGGCCAACGGGAUAGCUGAUAACAAGGAGAGCUCCUGCAAUGAGGUCGUCCCGUUCACGUCGAGAAACUCCGCCAACAUGGAUGAAAAGUGUAAUCAGACAAUUCCCAAACUCGACCCUCCUCCACCCUCCAUGAACCGCAAACGGGCCAGCAGGACCUUGUCUCCAGGGUCAGACGUCACAUCUGCGCCCACGCCUGUAGAGGUCAUCACUAAUGAUGGGGCUCCCAGCCGCAGCAGCAGCCUCUCAUUCCCAGACAUCACCCCCAGCUCUCUGUCAUCCGCUGAUUUCCAUUCCCUCAGCAACGGCGAGAGCAGCUCCUGUUCGGCCAGCGAAGACUCGGGCGUCCGCUCGGAGACCAAGUCCCUGCUGUCGCCCCUGCGUGAUGACGAUGACCUGUUCGGGGACCGCGGGACGUUUUUAACAGCCUCUAGCAGCUGUGACAGUCCCCCCGAGGAGAGAAGUGAAGCAGUUCUCUCUCCCACUGAGUCAUAUCCCGCUGAGCCCCAAACCCUCACCACACAUUCGGACACUAAUGAGCACCAACUGCCCUUCUCCUCUCCUAUGAAUGACACCUGCCUUCACAUCAGUUUUUCUGAGGAUGAGCUGCUGGAGAACAACCAGGAAGACCCUAAUGUCCCACAGCGAAGUUAGGAGGAUGAGCUGAUGGUCCCCUUGAGACCUUUCACUAUGUUCUUCAAUCAGCUUUUAAUGCAAUACUUACUUUCAGAUGCUCUUAUGUUUGCACUGGGCUCCAUUUCAGGACCUUUAAUUAUUCCGUCCACUUGUGGCACAGUACAGACAUAGCAUAUACCAGUUACUGAAAAAUUAUCUAUUGUAUAAAUUAUUAGCCAAUGGACAGAUUUAGUAUUUUUGUAAUGAAAAUAAUGAUCUAAUUUACUUUUUAGUGACUAGAAUGUUAAGCCGAAUACAUGUAGCAAUUCUUGCACUGUUAAGUCACAUAAUUUACCGUAGAAUUCAAAGCCAAUGAGGGAACACGUUUUAUUUUUGCUAGUAGUCAACAUUAAAACAUUCUUUUGUAUGAUGCUUUGCUGUGGUGCAAACUUGUUGUGGAAAUACCAUUUUCUGCAGAUUUCACAGAGUGAUAUGCGACUAUCAUGCUUCCACAUAACGCUGGUGAUGUUGGGAAGAGCCUCGUCUUCUGCAAAGCACCUGACUGGACGAUGGGUGGAAAGAAAGGAACAAGAAAGUCAGAUAAAGGAAAAAGGGGAAGGAUAGAAGUGAGCAGAUUUAGUUAUUUGUUGGUUUAUACACAUCCACUUGUGGCUGUGUAUGUCUUUGUAUUAUCAGAGUUCAGUGGGAUUUAGAAUGUUUUUAUGCUACUUGUAUUUUGGGUUUUUCAGACAUGUAGGCCUCAAAGCAGCGCUGGAGAAAUUUAUGUAAAGGGAUUUUGCAUUCUGUAUUGCAUUUGAUUAGUUGUUUGGUCUACAAAAUGUCAGAAAAUGGUGAAAAAUGGUCCUGAAAGGUCUUCUUUUGUCCAGACCCACAGUCCAUCACUUAAAUAUAUUCUGUUUACUAUAAUAGAAAACAGAAAAUAUUUACAUCUGAGAAGCUGGAACCAGACAAUCUGGACAUUUUUCUCUUAAAGAAUGACUCAAAACGAUUUAUCGAUUAUCAGUAGUUGUUCAUUAAUGUAAUAGUUCAGCUCUUAUACAGUGAGCCAACAGCCAUGAAAGCUUUGGAUUACACCUGCCUGAUUUGAGGGUCUAUUAGGAAAAGAACCCUCACAUUCAAUAGGAGGAUCAUUAGUGAGUCAUUGGUCGGCUGAUGGAUUUUCUCUUUUCUGCCUCUCUCAGUGUGAAAUAAGGAAUGACCAUCAAUAAUUUAGAGUUCAGGGUAAAUUAGACUGACAUUGUUGCAUGCAUCAUAUGCAGUAUAUUGUGUUUUUGUGUGUGUAGCUUAAUCUAAAUGUAGGGGACAUUGUACAGUAUAUCAAUAUAAUAUAUUGCUAACACAACAUAUCAAUAAACAACAACUGCCAUUGUUCUCGAAUGUAGAAAACAACAAUAGAGAUUCAUCUGUUACCCUCGACAGAAAAUUCAAUUUUGAUAAUCGAUUCAUUGUUUAAUUUGCUAGUUUUUCAGAUUUUCUUUAAAUGACAGUUUCUUUGGGUUUUGGAUUCUUGGUCAGACAAAACAAUUUGAAAACAUCACCUUAGGCUUGUUUCAGGUGUUUCUCACUGUUUUCUGACAUUUUAUAGAUCACGCAAUUAAUGGAUUGAUUGAGACAAUAACCUGCGGAUGGAGUGAUAAUGAAAAUAAUCAUUAGUAAUCAUGUAGCUGUUCAGAUUUAUUUAUUCUUUUUACAUGCAUGUAGCAAGAUUCUACUGCGUUGUAAAUAUUGCUGUAUUCAAUGAAGCGUACUGUUGUAACCUAUGACAGGUAGAAGUGGUAAUAAAUGAACGCGAGAAGAAAAGCAGCUGAGGUGUGAGGAGAGCGAUGGUGUUAAGGUGCAGGUGUAAAACGCCCACAGGCAAAGCUUUUUACACCCUGAAACGAGGCUUUUCUCAACAUCACGUGACAGGGAGCUGUAACAGCAAUAACACAUGGAUGGAAAAAUAAUAAUAAAGAGGAAUAGUUGAAUAAAUUCACUUAUGUGUUCUUU
Messenger RNA from Thunnus maccoyii (southern bluefin tuna), 4448 nucleotides. RefSeq names its product carboxyl-terminal PDZ ligand of neuronal nitric oxide synthase protein. Lineage: Eukaryota; Metazoa; Chordata; Actinopteri; Scombriformes; Scombridae. Bases 468 to 2477 code for a protein of 669 amino acids. The transcript has 11 exons. The record is from RefSeq and is a predicted model, not a curated record. Gene Ontology annotation, molecular function: nitric-oxide synthase binding.